Poecile atricapillus (Black-capped chickadee) is the source of this 1284-nucleotide messenger RNA. RefSeq names its product mitochondrial import receptor subunit TOM40B-like. The record is from RefSeq and is a predicted model, not a curated record. Gene Ontology annotation, biological process: protein import into mitochondrial matrix. Gene Ontology annotation, cellular component: mitochondrial outer membrane translocase complex; mitochondrial outer membrane. The annotation marks the transcript as partial. The transcript has 7 exons. Lineage: Eukaryota; Metazoa; Chordata; Aves; Passeriformes; Paridae. Gene Ontology annotation, molecular function: transmembrane protein transporter activity.
UGGCACUGUCCCUAUGUCACAUGGCGCUGUCCCCGUGUCACACGGCGCUGUCCCCGUGUCACACGGCACUGUCCCCAUGUCACACGGCGCUGUCCCCAUGUCACAUGGCACUGUCCCCAUGUCACAUGGCGCUGUCCCCGUGUCACACGGCGCUGUCCCCAGGUGUUCCCCACGCUGCUGGGUGACAUGGACAGCGCUGGCAGCCUCAACGCUCAGGCCCUGCAGCUGCUGGCCCAGCGCCUCCGCGCCAAAGCCGUCUUCCAGACGCACCAGGCCAGGUUUGUCACGUGGCAGUUUGACGCCGAGUACCGCGGUGACGACUGCACGGCCACGCUGACCCUGGGCAACCCCGACCUGCUGGCCGGCUCCGUGAUCCUGGUGGCGCAUUUCCUGCAGAGCGUCACCGCCCGCCUGGUGCUGGGCGGAGAGCUCGUCUACCACCGGCGCCCCGGCGAGGAGGGGGCCAUCCUGACGCUGGCAGGGAAAUACUCGGCCCCCAACUGGGUGACGACGCUCAACGUGGGCUACGGGGGGGCUCACGCCAGCUACUACCACCGGGCCAACGAGCAGGUGCAGGUGGGGGUGGAGCUGGAGGCCAACACGCGGCUGCAGGAGACCACCUUCGCCUUUGGCUACCAGCUCAACCUGCCGCGAGCCAACGCCGUCUUCAGAGGGCUCCUGGACAGUAACUGGAGCGUUGGGGGGGUCCUGGAGAAGAAGUUGCCCCCCCUGCCCGUGACGCUGGCCCUGGGCGCCUUCCUCAACCACUGGAGGAACCGGUUCCACUGCGGCUUCAGCGUCACCGUGGGCUGAGGGGACAGCGGGGACAGCGGGGACAGAGGGGACAGCGGGGACAGCAGGGACAGAGGGGACAGCAGGGACAGCAGGGACAGAGGGACAGCAGGGGACAGCGGGGACAGCGGGGACAGCGGGGAUGUGGCACCGUCCUGCUCAGGAGCCACCGGGCCGGGCCCUGCAGGUGCCACAGCGGGGACACGGCGGGCAGGGGUCAGCAAGGGACAGCGCUGAGGGGACAGGGGGGGACCGCGGGGGGGAUGGGGGUCCCCAGUGUCACCAGUGCCAGCUGCUGGGGGUCCCCAUUGUCACCGGUGCCAGCUGCUGGGGGUCCCCAGUGUCACCGGUGCCAGCUGCUGGGGGUCCCCAUUGUCCCCAGUGCCACCCCCCGGGGUGAUUGUCCCCGGCACCACAGCAGCCGUGCCUCAGUUUCCCCCGCAGCCACACACACCGGAGAGAGCCCGGAUAAAUAAAGGAGCUUUACUCUGU